AUGUCUUUGAGCAACAAUGCAGUGAGCCUAUCGCAUGCGGACUCCCCACGCCAGCGCGAUCAUUCAAUCGCUCUUCCGUUUGAUAUUGUCUCAUCGCCCCAAGAGAUUCCCAUCUACAGCGAGCCUUCUACCAGCGCUGAUAACAUGCAUCUGCUAGCUCCCAAAGACAGAUCCAGAGCCCCAAGUCGGCUACGGAACAUCGUCGGCGACGGUGAUAAUGACGAAGAAGACGAUAAUGGCUCGUCCGUAACUUCUGAGGAUGAAGAUGAACGACCAUGGUACAAACGGCCUUCACCAUGGUGGAUACUCCUCAUAUCUGGCUUUGCGACUUGCUUAACGUCAAUGACCGUCGCCGCGAAAACAGAAGUCUUUAUUCUCCUCGUGUGCGAAGAGUACAGACCUGGAGUUGCGCCUUUCGACAAUAGUACUGGACCUAGUUACACCUCUGCUCCGUGGCAGCAUCCAACAUCUGAUUUGAACGUUCUCUUUCGCAAUGGGGGAUUGCACCCUCAGUAUGGAGCCAAAGUCCCCCGUCCUACAUCACUGUGUCGUGCCGAUCCGGAAGUUGGCCGUGACGUCGCGGAACUGGGAACGAUGGUCGCUCUGGUGUUGGGAAUUCUUUCCGUUUUAACCACCGGAUUUUGGUCGAAAUUGUUAGAUAGCAAAGGUCGCACAUGGGUUCUUAGAUUUGUUGCUCUUGGAUCGGUCUUAUCAGACAUCAACUUCAUCGCCGUCACGCUCCGUUCUCGCAGGGUCGCAGGCAGCUAUAAUCGAUUUGUAUGGAGCUCCAUCGCUGAUGGACUGGUUGGGGGGACCAUGACGAGGUCAGCGGCAGCGCAUGCCUAUGUCAGUGAUUGCACCCAUCCGACAGCGAGGUCUCGUGUGUUUUCUCUCUACUUGGGUAUUGCAGUUAUAGGGCUAUCAAUCGGUCCAGCCCGUGAGUCCUUCACUUCUAGUGUUGCAUCUCAUUCACUUCCUUUCAUGAUGCCUCUGCCUCAAGUCGGAGGUGUCAUUAUCUCACGAACAGGUAACCUUCUUACGCCUUUCUACGUUGCUACAGCAGGCCACGUUGUCUACUUUCUUGUUGUGUGCUUCCUGGUUCCCGAAUCACUCUCUAAACGUCAAAUGACCAUCAUCACAGAGAGGAGAAAGGCAGAAGAUGAUUUGAGCAGGGAGGAGAUAACCAGAAGCUCACGUAGGAUUGGGUUGCGAGUAGGGAGGGUUGCGAGAGCUUUGGGGGGGUUUCUGGAGCCUUUGAUGGUGUUUGCUCCUGUUAAUAGGGAGCAGAGUGGGAGCGUUCGGAAGAGGGAUUGGAAUUUACUGUACAUUGCUGGUGCUUCUGCGUUUGUGGCAUUGCUUGUUGGCUCUCCACAGUACAAGUUCCAGUAUACUGCCGCUUUAUUUGAUUGGACCUCUGAGGAGAUUGGAUAUUGGGUGAGUGCUGUUGAAGUCGUCCGGUUUUUUCAUCUCGUCAUAUUACUGCCGUUAAUAACCAAAAUUUUUGGUCCGAGGAAUGCUGACCUUCGUGCCCAAGAUGUCGCAUCAGGCGAUCAGAACCAAUCCACCACGAGUGGCAGCCCCGAACAACCACCACACAUCCACUCAUCUCGUAGCGACUCUCCUGACCCCUUAUAUAACUCAGGUGUCAGCUCACGGUACACAACCCAUAACGCCCUGUUCGACCUUCGCAUCGCUAAGGGAUCACUGAUGGUAGAGGUGAUCACCUCCUUUUUGACGAGUUUGUCCUUCGGACCUAGAAUGUUCUGUGUUGCAACGAUCCUUUCAUCGUUCAGUGCCGGAUUUGCACCUGGGUAUCAGAGUUUGGCGUUGUCGCUUAUGCCAAGAGGGAGUGCUGAUGCUGGGAAGCUCUUCGGUGCAUUUUCAGUUAUCCAUUCGUUGGUACACAUUGCUGGACCUGCCGUAUAUGGUGCAACCUACAUCCUGACCAACGUCUGGCUUCCUCAAGGGAUAUUUUGGCUAUCUUUUCUCAUUUCCUCUGCUGCUCUCGCACUGUUCUCGUUCAUUAGACUUCCACCCGCUCUGCCGCACACCAGGGGCAUUCCUUGA
Cantharellus anzutake is the source of this 2067-nucleotide messenger RNA. RefSeq lists its product as uncharacterized. NCBI's taxonomy places the organism in Eukaryota, Fungi, Basidiomycota, Agaricomycetes, Cantharellales, Hydnaceae. Gene Ontology annotation, biological process: transmembrane transport. The record is from RefSeq and is a predicted model, not a curated record. Gene Ontology annotation, cellular component: membrane. Gene Ontology annotation, molecular function: transmembrane transporter activity. The transcript is spliced from 10 exons. Bases 1 to 2067 code for a protein of 688 amino acids.